GUCUGAGGGCGACUCAGACUCCAGAACACAGCUGGGAGUUCCACAGCCAUGUCUUGGCUCCGGAUCCGCUGAAGAGCCGCAGACGCUCGCCGCCGCCUCCAGUCUCUGGGAAGAGAGCUCCGGCGCGGAGGAGGCCUCAGGCGUGGGGAUAUGCGAGACAAGCGCAGCAUUGAGGACUUGCACAGACCGUUGGACACUGUGAGUUGACAGCCAAACAGAAGACCUGAUCCAGCUCCAAGAACAUCUACACACACACACGCAGAGAGAGAUCACGCUGCACAAAGCUCCGGGAUUAAAAGUGAAUUACUACAUUCUUCUGGUCUGUGCAGAGGCGGACUGAAAGAGAGAAGAAAAAAAAAAGAAAAAGAUAGGAGGCGGUGGAGGCCGAGGAGGGAGAAGCACAGCAGCCAUGAGAGUAGAAACGUGGAACCUGGGCAUGGUGCUCUUCUGUCUCGCUGCCCUGGGCAGCUGUCGCUCAGGCAAUGAGCCACUGUCCAGACGCCGCCGGGCUCCAGUGGACGACAAUAAAAGAUGCUCAUACACGUUCUUAGUGCCCCAGCAAAAGAUCACAGGACCUAUCUGCGCCUCAGCCACAGGCCCCGAUCCAGAAAAGGAUCGAGUGACACGGAUGGACAUCUCUGACCUGAAGGAAGUGCUGUCCAAGCAGCGUCGCGAGAUUGAGACGCUGCAGCUCCUGACCGAUGUGGACAGCAACUUGGUUAACGAGAUGAAGCUCCUGCGCAAGGAGUCACGCAACAUGAACUCACGUGUCACACAGCUCUACAUGCAGCUACUUCACGAAAUAAUACGCAAGCGUGACAACUCGCUGGAGUUCGUGCAGCUGGAAAACCGGGUGCUUAACGUGACGUCCGAGAUGCUGCGCCUGGCCUCGCGCUAUAAGGAACUGGAGCUGCGCUUCGCUACGCUGGCUGGCACCGUUAACAACCAGUCAGUGCUGAUCUCCCUGCUGGAAGAGCACUGCAUGCGCGGGUUCGGACGCCACGAGCUGCCCGCAGUGCCACCGCUGGUCCAGGUGGUGCCUGAGACCAUCCCGGCCAACAACAACCGCUUCACCAACGAGAUUCACAGAGCCCUCCCACGUGGUUCACGCAUGGACGUCCCUCCGACCGCUGACCCUCGGGGCAUCCCACCAGCACCACAGGGAACCCUGAACUCUGACGGUCCAUUCCGUGACUGUUACCAGGUUUGGCAGGCAGGACACAGCACCAGUGGGAUGUACCUGUUAAAGACAGAGGGUAGUGACCGGCUGAUCCAGGCUUGGUGUGAGCAGGGGUUGGACAACGGCGGCUGGACUGUCUUUCAGAGGAGAAAAGACGGUUCGGUCAACUUCUUCAGGAACUGGGAGAACUAUAAGAAAGGCUUUGGGAAUAUAGACGGUGAGUACUGGCUUGGGCUGGAGAACAUCUACAACCUGGCUAAACAGGGAGACUACAGGUUGAUGGUGGAACUGGAAGACUGGUCAGGGAAGAAGGUCUACGCCGAGUAUAGCAGCUUUCGACUGGAACCCGAGCUUGAGGGCUACCGUCUGCGCCUGGGCACCUACCAGGGGAACGCCGGAGACUCGCUGACCAGCCACAACGGCAAACCCUUCACCACGCUGGACCGUGACAAGGACUCUUUCACAGCAGGAAACUGUGCUCACUUCCACAAAGGUGGCUGGUGGUACAACGCAUGUGGGCAGACUAAUCUGAACGGUGUGUGGUACCCUGGAGGCGUGUACCGCAGCAAGUUCCAGGAUGGGAUCUUCUGGGCUGAUUACGGAGGAGGCUUCUACUCACUCAAGUCCGUCCGCAUGAUGAUUCGUCUGAUCGACUGAGUCGCUUCUCGACCCUUCAAACAUAACAUGUUUAUUCAGUUAAAGUAAAUAUAAUCAUCCUUUUACCUUACCAAGGACAGCACAUCUAUUAGAACCUGUAGUGUGUUAACAACAUGAUCAGACGAUUCCAAGACACGUGGAGCGUGGAGAGAGAGAGGGGGGGACAUUUUGGUCUGAGACACCGAGGGAUCAGAAAAGGUCUCUCUGAGGUUUCUGGCUCUCUGCCGUCUCAAUCUGGUUCUGCUCUCUCUUACAGACUUUUCAUCCUUUUGACAAAAAUUAGCUAGGAAAUCCAUACUGUACACAUUUCCUUUUGCAGUUCUGAUUGUUUUUCUCUUACUCUAUACACGAGAUGGACUGGAAACGGUCUGGGCUGAGCGCUCAGGCAGCUUUGAUGUGUACUGGUCUGUAAAUAUCCAUCUUUUAGGUUUGUUGUUUUAUUUUUUCAUAUCAAGAGUUCAUUUAAGAACUCCGAUAGAGAACUGCCCGUAUCCGCAUCUGUUAUUUAUCAGUAGUUAUUUAUAAUAGUUAUGCUAUUUGUUAUUUAUGCCUGGUUAUGACGUAUGUUGUGCUUUUUGCCAUCCACACAUUCAUCUGCAUGUGUGUGGCGAUUGGGCCACGAUACAAUUUGUAUGUACAUAAAAAACACGGCGCAAGUAAAUAAACUUGUACAGCACUGAAACAAA
Messenger RNA from Hemibagrus wyckioides, 2523 nucleotides. It is a transcript of the gene angptl1a, whose product is annotated as angiopoietin-like 1a. The record is from RefSeq and is a predicted model, not a curated record. The coding region runs from base 410 to 1837 and encodes 475 amino acids. The transcript is spliced from 5 exons. NCBI's taxonomy places the organism in Eukaryota, Metazoa, Chordata, Actinopteri, Siluriformes, Bagridae. Gene Ontology annotation, biological process: cell surface receptor protein tyrosine kinase signaling pathway.